Molecule: messenger RNA, 945 nt
Organism: Trematosphaeria pertusa
Lineage: Eukaryota; Fungi; Ascomycota; Dothideomycetes; Pleosporales; Trematosphaeriaceae
Product: S-adenosyl-L-methionine-dependent methyltransferase
Exons: 1
Coding region: 1-945 (314 amino acids)
Molecular function (GO): trans-aconitate 2-methyltransferase activity
Source: RefSeq, a predicted model, not a curated record
AUGCCCACCACCUCCAUCUCCACCUCCACCCCUCCAUCCCAGCCCACGCAGCCCACUCCCCCCGACUGGUCCGCCCAGCAAUACCUCAAAUUCGCCCCCGAGCGCACCCUCGCCAUCCACGACCUCCUCUCCCGCACGCUCCCCUACAUCCCCACCCAAUCCCCCAUAAUCCACGACCUAGGCUGCGGCCCGGGGACGUCCACCUCUGCGCUCCUCGCCGCGGUCCCAGGCGCCCAGCUCACAGGCAUGGACUCGUCGCCGGACAUGCUAGCGCGCGCGCGCGCCGUGCUGCCGGGCGUGGACUUUGUCGCGGGGGAUCUGGCGACGUACGCCCCAGCCGCGGAGACAGACGUGCUGUUCAGCAACGCGGUGUUCCACUGGCUAAGGAGGGGGGAACGCAUUGGCACGCUAGUACGACUUUUUGAGGGAUUGAAGAGCGGCGGUGUUGUCGCGCUGCAGGUCCCGGAUAACUACGACGAGCCGAGCCAUCGCUUGAUGCGGGAGACGGCUUUGAAUUCCCCAUCCCCAUCCCCAGAUCCAGACACAGCCCCAGGAACCCCAGCACCAGCCGCUGCGGACGCACCCUGGCUCCCCUACUUCGCCACCUCCGGCAUCGGCGACCUAUCCAACCCCUCGCGCCCGGAUCUCGACCCCAUCGAAUCGCCGCGCGAAUGGUACAACGCACUCGCGCCGCACGCGGCUUGCGUGCACAUCUGGCGCACGACGUACCAGCACGUGCUGGCGGACGCGGGGGCGAUCGUCGAGUGGGUGCGGGGCACGGGGCUGCAGCCGUACGUGCAUCGGAUUGCGGAGGGGGAUGAGGCGGCGCGGCGGGGGUUUUUGGCGGAGUAUGAGAGGAGGUUGCGGGGGGCGUAUCCGGCGUUGGCGGAUGGGAGGGUGAUGUUGGGGUAUCCGCGGUUGUUUGUUGUGGCGGUUAGGAAGUAG